GUCCACCCCAUAACCUCAACCACUGGCAUGACUUUGGUCCUAAUCAUGGAGAUGUUCCCUCCCCUGUGCUCACCCCAUAACCCCAACCACUGGGAUAACCUUGAUUUCCACCCUAGGGAUGUCACCCCCGGUGUCCACCCCAUAACCCAACCAUUGGGAUGACCUUGGUUGCCAUCAUAGGGAUGUCAGCCCUGGUGCCCACCCCAUAACUACAGCCCCUGGGAUGACCUUGGUCUCCAUUGUAGGGAUGUCACCCCCAGUGUCCAUCCUGUCACCUGACUCUUGGGAUGAAGCCAGUCUUCACCAUGGGAGCGUUGGCCUCAGUUCCCACCCCACCCCACUUGGGGGAUGCCCAGCCCCAACCACGGGGAUGACCUUGAUCCUAAUCACAGAGUUGUCACCACCCCAGCGCCCACCCCACAACCCCAACCACUGGGAUGACCGUGGUCCUAACCAUGGAGACAUCACCCCCAUGCCCGCCCCAUCGCCCAACCCUUGGCAGAUGAAGGAGGUGCUGAGCUCAUGCCGUCAUGUGGAUGGGGUGGAGGGGGAGGGGGCACGGUGAGGACCCCUCACCUGGGUGCCGCUCCUCGUAGGUGGGGUCCUUGGCGGCAGGGAAGGUGAUGAACAUCAUGGCCAGGUUCUCAGGGACGUCCUCGCGGCUCAGGGCAGCGUAUUUGCUCAUCCUACAGGAACAGCACUUGUCCCCAUCCCUGCCCCCGUCCCUGUCCCACAGUGGGGGUCCCUUACAUGGUGUCCAGGUCGUUGUGAGGGUAGAUCCAGAAGUUGGUGGCUGGCAGGUCCAGCUCGGCCGCGGUGCCCCGCAGCCCCACAAACACCAGGAAGGAGCCCAUCCCGUGCUGCACCAUGGCCAGGCGGGAGCGGAUGACUGCGGGGACAGGGGGGCAUUGGGGACAGUGGCACCCUGUCCCCUGGAGAGGGGUGGUGGGGGCACAGGGGAUGCCAUGGACACCAGGGGUGCUGGGGACAUCAGGCGGGGACACCAAGAGCACUGGGGACGUGAUGAUCUCUGAGGGUUCUGGAGACACUGGGGACACCACGAGCAAUGGGGACACCAGGGGUGUUGGGGACAUCAGCAACACCGGGGACACCAGGAGCACUGGGCCACAAUGAGCUUUUGGGUGCUGGGGACACCGGGGAUAUUGGGGACAUCGUGGGCACUGGGGGUGCUGGGAACACGGGAGAUACUGGAGACACCAUGGGCACCGGGGACACCAGGGACACUGGGGACACAAUGAGCUUUGGGGUGCUGGGGACACCAGGGGCACCAGGGACAUGGGAGACAUUGGAGAAGCCACGAUCACUGGGGGCACCAGGGACACUGGGGACACCAUGGGCACGGGGGAACCCAGGCAGACGGGCGCCAUGGCGGCACACACCGGGGUGGGCACGCAGUGGGGAGGGCAGCAGCCUGCCGAAGGUGUUGAAGAUCCCAGCAUCAGAGAUGACAAUGCGUGCCCGGAUCUCCACCUCCUCCUCCUCACCGCCCUUCCGCACGGCCACCCCUGCAGCACAGCGUGUUGUCACCCAUCCCCAUGUUGUCACCCAUCCCCAUGUUGUCACCCACCCCACACUGUCACCCAUCCCAUGUUGUCACCCAUCCCACGCUGUCACCCAUCCCCAUGUUGUCACCCAUCCCAUGUUGUCACCCAUCCCAUGUUGUCACCCAUCCCCAUGUUGUCACCCAUCCCGUGUUGUCUCCCACCCCACACUGUCACCCAUCCCAUGUUGUCACCCAUCCCAUGUUGUCUCCCACCCCACACUGCCACCCAUCCCAUGUUGUCACCCAUCCCAUGUUGUCACCCACCCCCAUGUUGUCACCCACCCCACACUGUCUCCCACCCCACAUCCCAGCCCCCACGCUGGCCUCUCACCCACAGCGGUGUCACCAGAGACGAGGAUGCGUGUGACAGCAGCCCUCACCAGCACGGCCCCCCCUGCGCGCUCGAUGAGGGGCACGGUGUGGAAGGCGACCUCGCUGGCCCCCCCCCGCGGGUACCAGGCGCCGCGCUGGUAGUGGUGAACCAUCAGCAUGUUCACCAGGAAGCUGGAGUCCCGGGGUGCCGUGCCUGGGGACACGGGGAUGGUGACAGUGCCACGACAUGGCCCUCCCCGUCGUGAUACGACCCUCCCCUAGCGCAAUGUGGCCCUCCCCGUCAUGAUACAGCCGUACUCUGUCAUGACAUGGCCCUCCCCAUCGUGAUAGGGCCCUCCCCUACCACAGUGUGGCCUUCCAUAUUAUGAUAUAGCCAUCCUCUGUCAUGACAUGGCCCUCUCCAUCAUGAUAUAGCCAUCCUCUGUCGUGACAAGGCCCUCCUCAUCGUGAUACAGCCAUCCUCUACCACAACAUGGCCUUCCCUAUCACGAUACAGCCACCCCCUGUUGCAACCCACCUCACCCUAUCGUGACACAGCCCACCUCUCCUGCAGCAAUGUCCUGCUGUAUCACGACACAGCCCUCCUCCCGUUGCAGCAGUGCCCUCCUUAUCACAACACCCCCCUCCUUGCAGCAACAGCCCCUUCUCUGUCGCGAUAUCCUCCUCCCUGUUGUGAUAGCCCACUCUCUGUCAUGAUAGCCUCCUCCCCAUCACGAUAGCCUACUCCCUGUCUCCAUAUCGCCCUCCCCAUCACUAUAGCCCCCGCCCCAUCACAACAGCCCUCUCCCUGUCUCGAUAGCCCCCUCCC
Molecule: messenger RNA, 2705 nt
Organism: Tympanuchus pallidicinctus (lesser prairie-chicken)
Lineage: Eukaryota; Metazoa; Chordata; Aves; Galliformes; Phasianidae
Product: soluble scavenger receptor cysteine-rich domain-containing protein SSC5D-like
Exons: 2
Coding region: 1067-2038 (323 amino acids)
Source: RefSeq, a predicted model, not a curated record